AAUAAAAAAUAAAUAAGAGGACGCAAAAGACUGGUCUUUACUUGGGAUUUGAGCCGAGGGUGGAUACUGGAAGAAGAAAAAGAAGAGGAAGCCGAAAUCUCUUGAGUCAAUGUACGAGAAAUUCCGAGGAUGGUGAAAAAUGGAGGCGGAUCAAUGGCCUCUUCUUUGCUGUUCUUCUCACUCUUCCUUCUUUUCUCCAACUCUCUCGCUUACAGGCCCGGCGAUAUCGUCCCCAUGAGCAAGAUGGGUCAAUACCACUCUUCGAGAACUACGUGGCAAGACGUGAUCGGUCGUAAUUGCCCGAUCUUUGCCGUUAAUCGUGAGGUUCUGGCCCCUAUAGAAAAGCCGGUGGGUUACACUGGAGCUGAUCCAUACAAAAUAUCAUUUCAAGUUGGAAGAGAGAAGUUUUUAGUACCAUGGCUUCUUGUGAUAAAUCGUAAAAGUUCAGAGGUUCCCAUGUUGGAUGUGCAUUUGAGGUACUCGGGAACUGAUUUGCUUGGUGUCACUGCUAAAGUAGUGGAUAUGCCUCAUCACUACCUUGAGAUUCAUCCAAACAUUCGUCAACAGUUCUGGGAUCCUCAAACGUGGCCCAAGCACAUUCUUGUCAGAUAUACAUGGGAGGAGCAAUCAGAGAUUGAUGUGCCUUCUGGAUUUUAUGUUCUCUUUGGAUCAGGUCUCAUGCUUUCGUUUAUUCUCUCCAUCUACAUUUUGCAGUCAUCACGGGACAAGUUGGCAAAGUUUGUUAAGGAGACUGUAGCGGAGAACAGCAUGCCUGUUGGAGGUGUGGCAAAAGUCGAAUGAUAGAACCCUUGAAAGUUGAAGCUCGAAAUUGACAAAAUUGUGUGCAUGUACAAAAAAAAAAAAAAAAAAAAAAAAAAAAAAAAAAAAAAAAUGUUCUGCUUCUAUGAGAAAAAUGAAAUUGAUGGGAGGAAGUUGUUACCUUAUGUAAUUCCUGUUCCCUCAAGAGGAUCUAUCUGCUGUUGCAUGAAGGAGGCGGCAAAAAGUGAAUUACUUGAAGAGUUAAACAUUGGUGGACAGUUGCAAUGCAAGCUGACGAGAGCUUAAACAGUUCAACAUUAUUGCUUCACCAAUUUUUAGAAGUGACUUUUAUUGCAUGUAUUUUUUGUACACUUACGCAGAAUAGUCGCCAUAAGAAUUUCAAACCUUUUUGACCGUAAGUUAGACUCUAAUAGAUGUGCGUUUUGCAGAUUUAGCCAAGAGUUGGAUUUCUUUAUGGUUGAAAGUAACAGUACAUAAUAAAAUUAGGGCCAUAAAUAUGUGUUUUGAUGUUUC
Molecule: messenger RNA, 1293 nt
Organism: Morus notabilis
Lineage: Eukaryota; Viridiplantae; Streptophyta; Magnoliopsida; Rosales; Moraceae
Exons: 9
Coding region: 130-801 (223 amino acids)
Source: RefSeq, a predicted model, not a curated record